UUGCUUGUUGUAUUAAGUUGUUACCGCAUUCGCCGUUUUUCCUCACAGGAUAUAUUUUGCAGCAGGGAUGAGCAACUUCCAGAGGAAGGAUUUAUCAAGAAGUCUUACUCUAUGGAAGGAAAUGAGGAGACUUUCGCCCCACCUUUUGUUUCAAAGGAUAAUCACAUUGAAUUGGAUACAUCUGCCAAGCUAUCGGCAAUUAACGUUGAAGCAGCCGCCAAUCAAAUCGAUGCUAUUCUCACAUUCAACGAAUAUCGUGCCUCAGUUAUUUCGCUGGCCAGCCAGCAGAAACGAAAGCUAGUGGGCUCUUGGUGCGGCAAGAUCGGUUGGAUGAUUUCCAUUUCAAUUCUUUUUGGUUCUUCCGGCAGCUUCUCAGAGAUAUUUAUCACUUUUACUAAAAUGUCCUUGAUUGCCUUCCUUUCACUUCGAAGUGCCAAACAUAUUCCUUCUUUCAGGAUUGCCGUGGUUUUGAGGUUUAUAUACGUACUUGUACUUACAGAAGAUCAAGCAACUGGACCAGCCUUUGUGCUUAAACAGGACGGUGCACCGCAUAUAUUUCAAUCUAAUGAACCAAUCCGUUUAUCUUCCCAUGAUUCCGAAGCAACGUUUCAUCGAAAUGGUAUUCGCCUUCAACGCUCGGGAGUUGGUCAAUUGGUCAAUGGACAGGAGUCUGGCUCGAGUGAACCCCUAAUGGAAUAUAACGCAGAAAUAACUGGGCAAGGUGAUAAUACAGUCCGGCAGAUCGACCGGCUGGGUCAUCAUAAGUUAGAGGGUAUUUCUCCUCCAGACCUGGCUACCAAUCUAAGAUCUGCCUCACCCCAAGUAUUUUCAGAUACGGCCUCUGAACCUACUGUUCCUCUAGAUGUAGAGCAUAGCUCUAUACCAAUGUCACACUCGAAUGGGCAAAUCCCUUCUGGCAACUCAGAUCAUUUGAUUACUCCUCAUCCAGCUUCCCUUCAUGGCACAUUCCCAGCAUCCGACCGUGUAUCACCUAGUCUCUUACCAUCAGACCGCCCUACUGGAUUUAUUGCGGACGCUCUCGGAGAUGCUUCUAAAACGGUAGAUUUUGGGACGCCGCCUCAUUCUGGUGUCUUGGUUUCUGGAGGUCCUGUGGUAGGUGAUUUGAGUAGUUCGCCUUCUGAUUCCUCUGCUACUGCGGGUCUUGUUCCCCCGUCUCAAGAAGAUAUAAUUUUGAAUAGCGCUAUUUCGUCAUCUACUGGCUCAUUAGCUAGUGAUGGCCAUUCUGCUGAUUCAACUCAAGUUGAAUCGCGACCUUCAAUCCAGGUUACUGUGAAGCGGAAUGUCGCUGCUAUUGAAUGCGGAGCUAAGCUUUUAGCUGCUAGUCCAAAGACCAAGAAUCCCGAGGCGGUGCUUAACUCGAAUCAGGAUGAAUAUUUGAACAUUCCUUGCAUCGCCAAUAAAUGGUUCGUUAUUGAGACAUGCGAACCUGUACAACUGCGUACCAUUCAUAUUGCCAAUUACGAGCUAUUCUCCUCACGCGCCAAAGUGCUGAAGGUAUUUACCAGUGAUAGGUCAGUUUAUCCAUAA
Protopolystoma xenopodis is the source of this 1548-nucleotide messenger RNA. NCBI's taxonomy places the organism in Eukaryota, Metazoa, Platyhelminthes, Monogenea, Polystomatidea, Polystomatidae. The record is from the annotation of a GenBank genome assembly.